AUGAACCCGGAAGGCACCCCGAAAAGAAACCGGGGGAGGCUCUCCCGGUCCCAGAAACCAGAUCCGGACUAUUUUCUGAAUGACCAUUUUUCCCGGUCAUUCAAUCUGUUGAUUCUAGAUGACAUUCAUGACGACCUCAAGCCCAAGAGACCCAUCAACAAAUCGCCUCCGUUCAACCUUAAGAGCGAGUUCAAGGCUGAUGACGAUAUUGGCAGUUUCACUGACGAAGACGAAGCGGUCAACACCCUGGGCAAGACUUCGACUCCUAGCAAGCCCUUGCUCAAACGUUCCUCCAAGUAUUUCAACCUAUCGAUCGAUUCAAACUUUGACCCAGGGCUUUCGCCCAUUGUGGACAAGUCGACGCCGUUCAAUAAGUUCAAAAGGCCACAUAAGCUUGUCAGUCAAUCGCCUUCGCCGCAGUCUACAGCCAAGUUUCUGGAAACGCCGUCGAGAUCGGACCUCAAGUCACACAAGUUGUUCAAAAACGGCAAUAAAAUUCGUGUCCGUUCGCCACUCAAGUUUUCAAACACUCCUGCAAGCUCCUCCCCGGCCCCUGGCAAAGAUGUCUACCUCAAGGCACUUCUCAAGAGCCCCAACCCAAACUUCAAGUGCCUGCUGCCUAUAUUUGGUGGCUACGAUCCUUAUGCUGACGACGAGUCUCCGCUGAGAAACAAGAAGUAUACUCAAUCUAACUCCAACAUUCCCAUUUAUCACGAUGAAGUUAAGGAGAUAGCAACUAGCAGAAAAAAGACACACAGCACGCCGAAUUUCAUCAGCAACGACAAGGAAAAUCAAACAAAGACAUCCUACAAGCUAGUCAAACCUUUACAAACAGCAUUUCGGUCUACGGGCCUCAUGAAGAAGAGCUCCAUGCCUAGCUCCACCAACAAGCUACCGCCUGAGACCCCGAUGAAGAGGAACCCGCUCACAAUGUUGAACAAAGACCACAAUACCACUUCUGAAACAGUCGACUCCAUCAUGAGUCAUGACCACUCGAUCGAAGUAGGGAGAAAUACCAUGGCGGCUGCGAAUGACUCGUCUUCCUCUUUCUUUCACAUUGCAUCUUCCUCGAAACCAUCAACGUCAUUCAACCUCGAUGUUGAUCUUUAUAACGACUUUGACUUGGACGAGGCUGUACCUGAAACACCUACAAAAUCGAAUAGCAGGAGCAAGAUGCUCUCCGCCCUACGAACAAGUUCGAAGCACGAACCCCCUCAGCAUACGCAUGACAAGGAUCACGAACCAUGCACCCCGGUUCUGAACUUCCCUUCACAUUCUGUUCAGUCAUCACAGGCAACAAUUCAUCUCCCGAGUGGUUUAGCCGACAACUCAUAUCUAGAUCUGACACUUACAAUUUCCAGCAAUACGCGAGGAAACGAGAGAGGCUGUGAGAAUGGUCUUGAUCAGGUGGACGAGCACCUCAUAGGCAAGUUUGGCCUCAAGAAUAUCAAUCACAUCGGCACUGGCCAAUUUUCAGUCGCUUUCAAGUGCAAGUUUCAGAAUGAGAGGUUUGCCAUUAAGCGUACUAAAAAGCCUGUGGUUGGAAAGCUCGAGAAACAGUCAAUCCAUAGGGAGGUUGAGGCUUUGAGAUCACUUACCGCAAUUGAUGAUGAGACGGAGGUUGAAGAGGGAAAACAGCAUUUGGUACUUUUUGUGGAGGCGUGGAGCUUCGACAGUUAUUACUACAUCAUGACAGAGUUCUGCGAGGGAGGCACAUUGCAAGCGUUCCUUGAAGAGCACAAAAACUACAAAGUUGAUGAAUUCCGAGUUUGGAAAAUUUUGAUCGAGAUAAUGUCGGGUCUCAAGUUUAUCCAUCUGAAGAAUUUUUUGCAUCUUGACUUAAAGCCCGCCAACAUUUUCAUCACGUUCGAAGGAAGUCUCAAAAUCGGAGAUUUCGGUCUUGCAACUAAAUUACCGAUCCUAGAAAAAGACUUUGACCUUGAAGGUGACAGGAAUUAUAUCGCACCCGAACUCAUAAACGACAAGAUCUAUACCCCUUUCGCCGAUAUCUUCAGCGUUGGCUUGAUAAUCUUGGAAAUUGCAACCAACAUUAUCUUGCCAGGAAACGGUACGCCAUGGAGGAAGCUUAGGAGUGGCGACUUAAGCGAUGCCGGUAAGCUAUCGAGUGACAACAUUAGCGACUUCUUGAAUCACAAUAACUUCUCGUCGUUGACAUCAUACACAUCUUCGCUGAACUCAUUACAAGUUCCACCUUCUGGGCCACAUGGUUCUCACUCUUUUCCAUUGGCUAGUGAUUCACAUCUGAAUCCGUUGCAACCUCCAACCGCAUUAGGCAGCAAAGGCGGGCCUUCUGCUGUCUCAGUGUUUGGUCAAACCACACCUGGAGUUGAUAACGUGAGAGACUUCAUUCCGAAGAACGCACCACAAUUUCUUGUUGUCAACAAGCACAAUCUUGAUAAGCUUGUGAGCCGUAUGUUGAAACCUAGUCCAUUCGAAAGGCCAACGGCUACGCAAAUUCUCGAAAUGCCAGAAUGUGAAGAAAUCGAAAACAAGAGGAAAGCUGGUGCUACUAUUUUCGAGGGUGAAUUUGGACCUAAUGAUGACGACUAA
Messenger RNA from Candidozyma duobushaemuli, 2571 nucleotides. It is a transcript of the gene SWE1, whose product is annotated as tyrosine protein kinase. The transcript has a single exon. Gene Ontology annotation, molecular function: ATP binding; protein kinase activity. Gene Ontology annotation, biological process: protein phosphorylation. NCBI's taxonomy places the organism in Eukaryota, Fungi, Ascomycota, Pichiomycetes, Serinales, Metschnikowiaceae. The coding region runs from base 1 to 2571 and encodes 856 amino acids. The record is from RefSeq and is a predicted model, not a curated record.